Molecule: messenger RNA, 1934 nt
Organism: Drosophila ananassae
Lineage: Eukaryota; Metazoa; Arthropoda; Insecta; Diptera; Drosophilidae
Exons: 2
Coding region: 165-1844 (559 amino acids)
Source: RefSeq, a predicted model, not a curated record
CUGAAAUUACGUUAAGAUGCUUCAAUAACUUUAUGCCUUAACACGUUUCAGUUUUAAUUUUUUGAAUAACAGCAAAGUUUAUUUCUCAAGCUGACAUUAAAAAUACACAAAAUUAAACCAAAAAUGGUUUAAAAAAAAUUAAAUACUUUGGCAUUGAGUCAAAGAUGGGGUCUCGGAGCGGCACUGAAUGUGGAGGGAAAGUGCACAAGUCUAAAAAAGAGGAUAAUCUCAAAUGCUGCUUCUUAGUUACGGUCGGCUCUAAUGGUCAAAUCGAUAUCAGUCCUCAGAAGUAUCCCUAUUCGGAUAAUCCAUCUGUAGAUGCAAAAGCGCUUAAGGAAAAGAUACGUGACGGAAAUUUAUUGAAAGGAGCUUCCAAAAAGUCAAAGGCUCAAAGUAGGAAGCACAAUCUAAACUUUUCUCUGCUGAAGAGCGAACAAAAACGUCUGAAUUCUCUUUUAAAUCGUAAAGCGGACGAAAAAAAAAUAUCAGAAAAGGAACAAAUGGAUGCCAUUAAGGAGUCAUUCGCUGGUAUUAAGCCGUCUGGUAUCUUGCGUGAUUUUGUAAAAAUUUGCAACAACGAUCUCUCCAAAAAUCAGUUUGAGAGGACGGAACCGCCUGAUACCGUACCUGCUCCAAAAAACCCCCUAAAAGAAGAGGUCAGUCCACCAAAGGAGACUCUGCCAGUAAAGGACAGCAGUAGUAUGGUUAAAAACGUUCCCAGCUUGCGAAAACUUUCCGAAAAGACAGCCGCUCAAGUUCGUCACAGACUUCAGAAAAUGGCAUCGAUGGUCAACAAUUCCAGAUACGAGGGUGGCAAUAAUGCUGAGAAUGCAACAGCUCAAUUGCAACAACAGCAGCAGCAGCAUGCCGCCAAUGGUAACACCCAGCCGCAUGUAACCAUCAGUUUUAUACCCAUGAGCCAAAGACAAGCGCCAUCGGCAUCGGCGACCACUGUAAUGUGUCCUUGCCAGCAAUUUCUGGAUGCUCCGCCCAGCAACCUUUCAAGUUGUUGCAGCUGCACCUGCAGCAAUUGCUGUCCGUCAAGGCCACCGCCAUACCGACCGAUGCCCCCGGCGGCCAGCAAGUGUAACCAGUGCGGCUUUCUGGGGCCGCCAGUGCCCACACAGGAUGCGAGUCACAGUUGUCCCUGUAGCACCUGUUCGCUGCUGAGACCGACUCUGUUCUCCAGUUGCUCCUGCAAUAGCUGUCCCUUCUACACAGCCCCAAACCUACAAUCCGCCCAGUCCCUGGGCUUUAUGUCAUCUGGCAAUCAUCUUGGUCAACAAAUGUAUCCAUCCAUAUUGACGCCUUCUCCGUACGCGGGAUUGGCACAAACACAACAGCAAAGUCUUCCAGUGGGAAGCGUUUAUUACCCGGGGAUAAACCACUGUCUCCACCCAUCCAUGCAGCCUAAUUAUAAUCAGUGUGCGCACUGCCGGAUGCAUUUGCACCAUCAUCCUUAUUGUCAUUGUGGAUCCUACUAUAAUGGCCAAAAGCAAUAUCAGCAGCAACAGCCAAUCCCCCCGCCUAGAAAAGCAAAGCCGCUGAAAACUCAAGAUGCAGCUGAUGGGAUGAAAAGUAUAUUUACCAAAUUACCUCAAGAUUUAGAACAGGGUCAGCCGACCGAAUUCAACAACAAGAAACUUUCCAAGGAUAUGGUUCGUGAAAGUGGAGGUGGUACCAAUAAGAGUGAUCCCAAUUCCCUCUACGCUGCUAGAUUUGGACGCACUUGUCUGAUCCUAAGACCCACUUCCACAGCCAUGAUGCCCCGUCUGCUGACCAAACGAAUUAGUCGCUACACUUCCGUGGUGGCCUGGCCAACAUCCACACCUAAAAUAAAAUAAACAAAAAUAUAGGAACAAAAAUACAAAACCUCUACAUUAAAACACAAUAAAGUUCAUAUAUUCCUCAAAUAGGAAAAUAAAAAAAACCUU